CUCUAGCGCACUCUAUAAAGUUGAAAAGUCUUCAGUUCCAUAAACAUACUUUCUCCAUAAACAUUUCUUCCUAUGUCAAUUACCCUUUGCUUUUCCCUUCCUAAGGAGAAUCUCACUUAGCUUCCUCUUUACUCAAGAUGCAUUGAUACUACAUGCUCAUACAACUUUGUUAAAUUAAGUUUUUGGAGCAUCUAUAUCUCUAGUACUCUAUAAAGUUGAGAAGUCUUCAAUUCCAAAAACAUACUUUCUCCAUACUUAUUUCUUCCUUAAUUAGUUGCCCUUCUCUUUUUCUUCCUCUUUACUCAAGAUUCAUUGAUACCAUUCCAAUAUAGCUAGCUUUUAUUAUGAUCACAUUUUAGCUAGCUAGCACCUUUUAUUUGCUACUAUAUUAUUUGCUCUAUGGGGUCUGGCAUUUCUGGCUUGGUGGAUCAUGAGAAGUUAACAAGUAAUAAUGGUCCUUUCGAGACUGGCCUUGGAGACUUGCCAGAAAGCUGCAUAGCUUUGGUCCUUACUCAUUUGGACCCUACUGAGAUCUGUAAAAUUGGUCGUGUGAAUAGGACAUUCCGUCAAGCUUCAUUAACAGACCUUGUGUGGGAACUUAAGUUGCCUGAAAAUUAUCAAAUUCUUGUCAAAAAAUACCACUUGGACAAAAAUCUAUGGUCAAACUCCAGCGAGGAGUCACGUAGAUUAACCAAGAAAGAGCUAUAUGCCAGAUUGUGUCGUCCACAUCACUUUGGGAGUAGCAAUAACAAGGUGUUUUGGAUGGAAAAGGAUAGAGGGAUUUGUGUGUGUGUAUCGUGGAAGGAAAUGAAGAUAACAGGCAUAGAAGACCGCAGAUAUUGGAGCCAUAUCUCAUCUGAUGAAUCAAGAUUCAGCACAAUUGCAUUUCUCAAACAAAUAUGGUGGGUAGAAGUGGAAGGCGACCUAGAAUUCGAAUUCCCAGCAGGGAAUUACAGCCUAUUCUUUCGACUUCAGCUAGGGAAAACGUCGCGAAGACUAGGACGACGAAUCUGCACCGUUGAUCAAGUCCACGGCUGGAAUAUCAAACCCGUCCAAUUUCAACUAUCAACAUCAAACGGCCAGGAGGCUACGACAAAAUAUUACUUGAAUGAGCCAGGACAGUGGAUACAUUAUCAUGUAGGAGAUUUUGUGGUGGACAAGUACUCUAGCAUGCCAACAAAGUUAAAGUUCUCAAUGACUCAAAUUGAUUGCACUCAUACUAAAGGUGGUCUUUGCUUAGACUCUCUGCUUAUUCUACCUACUGAGAUUGGACCAAAGAAAAGUAGGUUAACUUCCUAAGCUGUAGGAAUAGAAUUUGAUGUAAGUAUGUGGAUCUUAGCAAUUAAUGAAAUGUACAUAUGAAACUGAGGGUUUAAUGUUUUAGUAGGGUGAAAGCUACGUAGGGUGACAACAAGGAUUCAGAUUUAAAUUUAAGACUUAAUUAAUUGGUUUGACUUCUAAAAUUUUUGAUAUUCAAA
Molecule: messenger RNA, 1478 nt
Organism: Capsicum annuum
Lineage: Eukaryota; Viridiplantae; Streptophyta; Magnoliopsida; Solanales; Solanaceae
Product: F-box protein PP2-A13
Exons: 3
Coding region: 400-1299 (299 amino acids)
Molecular function (GO): protein binding
Source: RefSeq, a predicted model, not a curated record